UUGAACCUCCAAAAACCUCGGCAUCCUUUGAGGCGUGGGAGGGUUGAACUACGCCGCGGCGGGCAGCAAAAUCUGGGGAAACAUUUGUGAGCUAGGACCCCCCUGGAAAAGUGUUCCCCCGCAAAAGAAGCGAAAGGGCGCGCGCGCGCAAGCAAAGGGGGAAAGGGAAAGCCAAGAGCUCUGCCCCGGACCAUCCUUUGCCUCAGUUGGCCGCCGCCGCCGCAGUACUGUCUGGCCCCCCCAGCCUCGAGGUUCAACGUCUCCUAUCUUGUCACGCACUCGUCUCUAGUUGAAUUGAGACAGCUUUGAGGUUGUCCCUUGUUUUUUUUCAUAUCGUAUCCUCAAUCAGACUGAAUGUCGAAGGCGAGCAAACGAUGCCUACGAAAAGAGUCCGUCAGAGCGAGCGGCGUAGAUGCGUCAAGGCUUGCGGGAAUUGCAAGCGGCGCAAGGAACGCUGCGAUGGCCAACAACCCUGUCGGAGGUGCGUGAUCCGCAGAGUCGAAGCCGACUGCACCUUCAUCGGCCCGCCGACGAACUUUGCCGCUGCGGAGGACUCGUCAUCCGUGAGAAGUCCUGAUCGCCAGCAGGUUCAUGUUCCUCCUGCUCCUCCUCCUCACCGAGGGAGUCCUCCCGGUCACGGUCAGGAUCUCUUCAGCUCUUAUGGGCCGACUGCCUCCUUUCAUGAAGCUGUCAUUUCACCGAGUCAUCACCAUCAGCACCGGCGCGCGUCGUCGUCAAUCAGCCACCUCUCACAAAGCACCGCGGUACCAAAGGUAUCGCGACUCAUCGCAGAUGGCAAGGGCCGGUUCAUGUUCAUUGGCGAUGCCGCCAAUCUGUCCUUCUUAAAGGUGAUACGCCGGCUGGUGCGCGAUCGCGUCGGCCUGUGCCCCUUCACUGAUGAUCCCUUGCGGCAUAUCAUGGUCGAGGCGACUCCUGAAGGUCGCCCGAAAUGGAUCAUCACGAACCCCGCCGAUAUCCCCUCCAAGCCUAGCACUGAGCAGGCAAGAUAUCUGCUGCGGUGGUAUCUCCGUGCAACAAACUGUAUUCUCGAUGUUUUCAAUGAGUCUGAAAUCCUCAAGGACCUCGAACAUUGGCUGCGUGGAGAGCCCACGAGUCAAGAUGAAGAGGCCAUGAACUGCAUCUUCUUUCUGAUAUUCGGCAUUGGAGCACAGCGAUGCCCGGAUGAUCGGGAUACCGACGCAGAGAAGUACUUCAACUAUGGUCGAUUCUUAGCAGUCUCGUAUGCCAUGGAGAACCCAACAAACAACACGGUGCGCAGUUACAUUCUCAUCACCGUCUACCUCCUCGGUGCAUCGCGACGCAACUCAGCGUUCAUGCACCUGGGCGUCGCUACCCGUGCCGCCUACGCGCUGGGGAUUCACCGGCGAGACGUCCCGGCGCUAUUCUCAACACAAGAGCAAGACACCCGGGAUCGACUGUGGAAAGCCCUCCGGGUUCUGGAUCUAUUCUUGGCCGCCUCAUUGGGCCGCCCGUUGGCGACUUCCGAGACCCGAGAUACAUCAGCAAGCGAGAACUACUCUGCCUCACUGGAUCUCUGCGCGAUCUUCGAGUCGAUCUUGAACGACGUCUACGCCAAGCGUAUGGUGUCUACAGAAACACUUGAGCGUAUCAGCGAACAGCAUCGUCGAUGGGCCGCGAAGUUCAGUGAUGGUCUCGCGGCUGACGGGAUGAAGCCCAGCAAGUAUGUUGACGCCGAUGAUGGCGAGAGGUAUCCAAACAUAGGGCUUUACCACAUGAAAGAAGCAUACUACUGGAGCAUCAUGCUCUUAUCACGGCCUUUUCUCAUCGACUUUGUCUCGAGAAACAUUGCCCGCACCCGGACGACAUCUAUGUGGGCCGAGGAAACGCCUUUGUCAUCGCCGUCUGACCAACUGUUGGUCCAUGCCUGCGUAGACUCUGCAAUACGGACAAUCGACCUCUUGUCAACUUUGAUACCGGACAAAAACGUAGCCAAACGACAUCCCUUCGUCAUUAACUCUGUAUUUGUCUCCGCCCUGGUCCUUGGCCUGGCAGUCUUUGGUGAUCUUGACAGCACAUUCCCGUUAGACCACGGCUUGAACGACGCGCAAGCGCUGCUCAAGAAGUUCAGCAAGCACGAUCCUGUUGCUAGCAGAGAGCUCACCAUCGUCGAGCAUCUUCAGAGCGCAUGCGUCCUCUACCGAGAACGACGUGCACGUCGCAAGAUGGAGUGCCAGGGGAUGCUCAUCGGCGAGCUCUUUGGGAGCGUCCACGAAGGCGGCCCGUUGUCGACGGAAGCUUCCAAGCUCGGCUCGAACGCUGUUCACCGAGACAUUCGAUACUUUGGCAACCAUCGACACUUGAGCACGUCAGAAGCGGGGGAGAUCAGUAGCCUGGACCACAGUGUCUCGCUGACGACCGGGAGCACUGAUGGGCCUCAAAUGUUGGGUAGCGAAACUGGUCGAGGAACAAACGUGAUCCAGGCACUUACUCCGUCAACCGAUAUUCUGCUCCCAAUGUCACCACGGACGCUGCUUUUUGAUUCUUAUGGGCAAGAUAUGCCUUUCUUUCCGACUAUGGAUGCGACCAUGGCUCACCUGGGCUACACGGAUGAGAUGAUGCUUGCUGAUACAGGGACUCUAAUGGAACCGCCGUGUUAGCCAUGGAGGGACGACACGUGUUUGGAAAUAGACUUUGUACGACUUAUUAGCGACUAAAUGACGAGAAAUACCAAGCGAUGAAACACAAACAUCUGUCUGCAAUCAGACAGAUGGGACCUGCAUGUGACGAUAUAUCGCUUAAGCCCUCAAUUUCACCCAAGCAGUGUCAAGCUUAGCGAAUCACAGAUGUAGCGCUCACGAGAAGUGGAAUGAACGAGUUACGAUACUUCAUAGAAUCGAUUAGAUCUAGGUCUCCUCCAAAC
Molecule: messenger RNA, 2902 nt
Organism: Colletotrichum acutatum
Lineage: Eukaryota; Fungi; Ascomycota; Sordariomycetes; Glomerellales; Glomerellaceae
Exons: 1
Coding region: 375-2639 (754 amino acids)
Biological process (GO): DNA-templated transcription; positive regulation of transcription from RNA polymerase II promoter by galactose
Cellular component (GO): nucleus
Molecular function (GO): RNA polymerase II cis-regulatory region sequence-specific DNA binding; zinc ion binding; DNA-binding transcription factor activity, RNA polymerase II-specific
Source: RefSeq, a predicted model, not a curated record